Messenger RNA from Syngnathus acus (greater pipefish), 1473 nucleotides. It is a transcript of the gene tuft1b, whose product is annotated as tuftelin 1b. Bases 68 to 1174 code for a protein of 368 amino acids. NCBI's taxonomy places the organism in Eukaryota, Metazoa, Chordata, Actinopteri, Syngnathiformes, Syngnathidae. The transcript has 11 exons. Gene Ontology annotation, biological process: intracellular signal transduction. Gene Ontology annotation, cellular component: intracellular anatomical structure. The record is from RefSeq and is a predicted model, not a curated record.
GCAAGGUUCGACUUGUGAACUUGCACUCGCGCCACGCUCACGUCAGUGUGCUGAGUUUUGCACACUCAUGCACACUUUGUGCGUCGGUACUUCUUUUUUUCCACGCCGCAUGGGCAAGAUGGCAGAGGGGAAGACGGACGACGGACACCGGCCGAGGAGCACCGAGAGCGGCGUCGCAUCGGUGCCGCUAAAGAAUCCCGACGAGCGAGUCGCAAGUCCUCGGCUGGAAGAUCUUGCGGAGGAAAGCGUGCAAGUCAUCAAGGUGUACCUGGACGGCGGACCCGAGACGGCGGACAGCGUCAGGAUGUUGACGGACGAGGUGUCGCAGAUUCAAGAGGUGAGGUAUUGUCUGAAGACCCUGAGAGAGCAGAUGGCGGCGAGACAAAAUGGUAACAACAAGAAGUAUCCCACGAAUGGCUACACAGUCAACCACAUGCCCAACAUCGCCAAUGGCAACAACAUUUACAACUACAUUAGCCAUGACGAGAGUGAUGAUAAUCACGUGCAGUAUCUGCGGGAAGAAACCAAGCGUCUCUACGCUCAGAUGAAAGAUAUGGAAAGUCGGCACCGGGAGGAGAGAGAGCGGCUGCUGAUGGAGUCAAAGGAGCAACGGGCGCGUCUGGAGGAGCAGUCUGAGCGUCUCCAGCGGGCGGAGACUGACUCAGCGGAGCGAGGCCGACGGGUGGAGGAGCUACAAAGGCUGCUGGGCAACAUGGAGGUCGAGAGCGGGGUCCUGCGGGACAAAAUGGCCACCGGCGAGGCCGAGCUACAGCGGCUUCAGGCGGACAACGGUGAAGGAAAUCAGAAAGACGACAGACGUGGUCAGUUGGAAACGGAGGUGGCCAUUUUGAAGGAGAAGAUCCACCACUUGGAUGACAUGCUGAAAAGUCAACAAAGGAAAGUGCGACACAUGAUUGAACAGCUGCAGAACUCACGCACCGUCCUCCAAGAACGAGAUCGGGUCAUCGGGGAUCUGGAGGAGAAAGUGGCCUUCCUGGAAGCCGAGAACAAAGAGUUGCACGACCACAUGGAGCAUUUCUUAGCGGGCCGCGACCCCCCGCCACUCAAGAGCGCCGAGAACAAGCCGGUCAUCAUCUACAGCAAACCUCUGACGCCGUCCGCAGCCAACAAUAAGUCCCUCCCCUUCAUCAAAGUCAUCGAGAUCAAGUCGUGAAUAACAGUCACAAAGUGUAAAUAUGUAUUUAAAGAGUGCUUUGCAUCUGUUCAUAAUCGCCCCCCCCCCCCAUUGAAUCAUGUGCAUGUUUAACGACUGCAUAGGCGCCAGCGUGUAAUCCAGAGUCACGAGUGCUUCUGAAUGUGAAUUUUGAAUGUAGAUGUGCAUUCACGUUUGUGUACUAAAUCCGUGAAUAAAUUGGAUGUAAUCACGUCUGAACUGACAGACAUGCGACUGAAUUUCAAGGAAGAGUUUGGGAGACACAUUGUAACCAAAACAAAAAUUAUAUGAAAAUAACA